AUGGACAUGUUAACACAAGCCGAGCAGCGCACGCUAGAGCAGCGCAUGCAAAAGCGCCAAGUCAAGGAAUUCAUGGGCGCAUUCGGCGGCCUUGUAGAGCACUGCUUCACCUCGUGCGUCGACGACUUCACUUCCAAAGCUGUGUCGACCAAGGAGAAUGGGUGUAUCAACCGCUGCGUGAUGAAGUGGAUGGCUACGCAGCAGCGUGUUAGCGAUCGGUUCCAGGAGCAUAAUGCGCAGCUCACGCAGCAGAUGCAGAAUAAAUAA
Molecule: messenger RNA, 267 nt
Organism: Pochonia chlamydosporia 170
Lineage: Eukaryota; Fungi; Ascomycota; Sordariomycetes; Hypocreales; Clavicipitaceae
Product: Tim10/DDP family zinc finger containing protein
Exons: 3
Coding region: 1-267 (88 amino acids)
Source: RefSeq, a predicted model, not a curated record